Messenger RNA from Klebsormidium nitens, 2482 nucleotides. NCBI's taxonomy places the organism in Eukaryota, Viridiplantae, Streptophyta, Klebsormidiophyceae, Klebsormidiales, Klebsormidiaceae. The record is from the annotation of a GenBank genome assembly.
GUGCAUGAUCACUCACAAUGUUCAGUAUACGGUAUACCUUCCUACCGUAUUCUAACAGUCCAGCCGCCCCAUCAUGUGCUUGCACAAGUUGCAGCCUGCUUGCAGCACUGAGCAGUCCGAUGCCUCCGAUCCCUUGCAGCACAGCUUGAGCAGCACUUGCAGACCCGCCGCCACAUAAAUGAAAUGCAGGAAUGCAGGAAGUAAAUGCAGCAUGUAAGGAUUGAUCGAAGAAGCAUUUCCUCAUUCCCUUAUUCGCUCACUCCCUACUCCCUAGAAGAAAGCUCCUCUGGCGCCCCAAUGGCUGCGCUCAGUAUGCUGUCCCAGCUCCUGUUCCUGUCUCUUUUCCUGGCGGCAAGGACGGAUGCCUUUCCUCUCUGGGGUCCCUUCCCCGGCCUUUCCUGCCCAUCUGGAUACGACAUCGUACCAGGCCGAAGAGGCGACUCGAGAUCCUGCGUCGCAGACCCCUGCGUUGGCAACCCUUGUGGGUCUGGAAACACAUGCACCACUGCGGGAGCUUAUACUCUGGGCCCUACCAUUGUGGCCAAUUGCACCCAAUGCAACGCUCCAUCUGUGGCGCUGACCCAGGAAACCCCAACCUAUUCGCAGACGUAUUGCUACAUUCCAGGCGAUGACCCAUGCAACCCCAACCCAUGCCAAAACGGCGGGACGUGCGGGUAUGCGACUUACGACGGCCCCAUCCUUGGAGAACAGGAUACACCCGUCGCCGCCACAUGCGAGUGCGGGGACGCCUACACUGGGACGUUCUGUACCAUCCCGGUUUCUCCUCCCGGCACUAGUCCAACCGUGCAAUCCACCGUUGGCGACACCACUGGCCCAAUUGCCAAUCCGGACUACUACGAACUAUGCCGGCCGCAAGCCGGGUGCAUAUACAAGGACGGAGCGCACUACCUGUGCUGCGAGAAUUACUGCGGGCCCUACGGACCAGACGGCAACACUCCGCUCUGCAACGGACAGACGUCCAUUCCCGAAGACAACAGUUACCCACCGCAGUUUUCGGACCAGCCGCCGAGCCAGCCGCCACCUUCCACCGGAGACCAGGGGGUCUGCGGGAGCGGCGCAGCGGGUUCAUUCCCCACGCGCUGCUAUUUCAACAACGACCCUCAGGGCCGCUAUGUGUGCUGCGACAACCAGGGCUGCGACGGCUUUAACGCGGACAACCUGACGCCCCACUGCAAGAACAGCGGCUACGUGCCGCCCAACAACGGUGUCUCCGGCCCCGCCCCCCCAACGCCUCCGACUGCUCCCACCGGGGACCAAGGGGUUUGCGGAAGCGGCGCGGCAGGCUCUUUCCCCACGCGCUGCUAUUUCAACAACGACCCUCAAGGGCGCUACGUGUGCUGCGACAACCAGGGUUGCGACGGGUUUAAUGGGGACAACCUGACCCCCCACUGCAAGAACAACGGUUACGUUCCCCCGGGUUAUGGAGUUGGGGCAAACCCGACCCCCCCGGCGCCUCCCACCCCCUCAAGCGGAGACCAAGGUGUUUGCGGGGCUGGUGCCGCCGGCUCCUUCCCCGUGCGCUGCUGGUUCAACAGCGACCCCCAGGGGCGCUACGUGUGCUGCGACCAGCAGGGUUGCGACGGCUUCUUGCCCCCGGACAACAUUUUCCCCCACUGCAAGAAUAAUGGUUACGUUCCCCCCGGGUACGGCGUCUAAUAUUGGAUCUGAAUGAGUAUAUUAACCCUCGGUGUUAGUAUACUCGAGAGUGUACUUUAGCCAACGGCCCUGUUAGUCAUUUGCAACGAUUGCCUUAGACCGAGUAGCCGAGUGCCAGUUCACACCUUCACGAAAAGCAUUAGGCUCGUCGCGAGCGUAGUAUCACUGCAAGCUAACCGCCGUGUAGGUUCCGCUUAGAGGUUUCGGAGCGGGUGUGGGUUCGAUCUGAGUUCAGCCUUAGCAAGCUCUUGAGGUCCAGCAUUUGCGAACUCGGAAACCGUCAGAACUUACUUCUGAAUUUUGGGUUUACACAACUUCAAGGUUUUACUGCCUUCAAAAGGCACGGGAGGGCACCUUUUUGAGGAGUUGAGAUUGCCUACCACGUCUCAAGGUUUUGCUAGUGAGUUUUGAGGCUGUGGGUCUGUGUAGUGACACUAAUUUAGGAUGUCAAGCUAGCAAUUUUGGACACAAAGUCAAACUAGUGUACACUAUGACAGGAUCUUCGCUAAUUUCCCAGUGAAGUUGGUCUUCAAUGCCAACACGGCCAGAUUUUACCAGACCGUCGUGUUGCUGUGCAGCGCGCUUACAGCUUCAAAAGCAGUUGCGGCUAUCGCUUUUAUGACAGGUCAUGGGGCAGUGGACUCAUAGGACUCCUGACUGACUGAGUGACAUAACCCAAAGGCUAAGGCAGAACUGUUAUAUGCGUGGUGAUUGCAAAAUCAGGGUAAUUCGAGCCAUCAUUGUGGCUGACCGCAUAUAACCGGCUUGACUAUUUUAACCCCGGCCAGGCGCUAUCCAUGCUGCA